UUCCUGGUCCACCUGUUGAUAAUUUCAUUCUUGGACAUUACGCCUCUUAUUUAAACCAAGGUCUAGAUGAUGCUUUUGCUCACCUAGCAAAACAAUAUGGUGGGAUAGUUCGGUACAAUAUCUUAUUGAGCCAACCAAAUAUAUUGAUUUCCGAUCCAAAUCUUAUCCAGAAAAUACUGGUAAAUUGUUGUUACGAUUAUCCAAAGUUCUUCUUUGACGUAGAUAUGGUUAAGGAAAUUUUAGGUGAAGGUAUUGCAAUUGUUGAAGGAGAUUUCCAUAAACGGCAAAGAAAAAUGAUGAGUCCUGCAUUCGUUUUUGCAAAUGUCAAAGAAAUGUUUCCAACAUUCGUUCAAGCUAGCCAUAAAUUGAGAGAUGUCUGGAUAAAACAAAUUGGUAAUAAGAAAGAGGAAAUAAUUACCAUUACUGAGUCAAUUCCAAAGUUGACUUUAGACGUUAUUGGUCUUGCUGGAUUUAAUUACGAAUUUAAUUCUAUCACUACUACUUCAGAAUCUGAUUUGGCUCGAGCAUAUAAUUCAGUAAUGGGUACUGAUGUUCCGCCUUUAUACUGGGCUAUUAUGGAUCUCUUUCCGUUCAUAAGAAAACUUCCAACCGCUUUAAGUAAAAGUUAUUAUGGUUCCGCUAAUAUUAUCAAAAAAGUUUCCGAAAGACUAGUAAUUGAACAAAAAAAUUCCUCUGUUCAAGGAAAAGAUUUAUUAUCUUUAUUGAUAAAAGAAAAUGAAAACCUGCCCGUUGAUGCACAAAUAACACAUAAUGAAUUAGUUAUGACAUUCCUCCUUGCUGGAAAUGAAACAGUUAGUAUUGCAUUAGCUUGGACACUAUACUUUCUCGCAAAAAAUCCUGAUAUGCAGGAUCUUCUUCAUAAAGAAAUACUUAAUGUAUUUACAGAUCGUAAUCAUUUUCCAACCCUUGAUGAAAUUGAGCAAUUGAAAUAUUUAGAAUGUGUCUUUAAAGAAACUUUAAGAAUCACUCCGCCUGUGCCCGCGCUCCAACGUUAUAAUUUAAAAGAUGAAAUUAUGAAUGGUUACUUCAUUCCAAAGGGAACUCCAUUGACGAUUCCUAUUAAUGCGAUCCAUAAUGAUCCUUCAAUAUGGGGUGAUGAUGCUGAAUAUUUUAACCCAUCUCGAUGGCUUAAUCCGGAAAUAAGAUCGAAAGUAACAAGUAAUAAUUUUUUACCCUUCAGUUCCGGUCCAAAAUCUUGUUUAGGAAUGAAAAUGGCUCAAUUGGAAUUUAAAUCGGUUUUAUCUAUAAUGAUUAGAAAUUUUAAAUUUAGAUUAGUUGAAGGUUUUGCUUUUAAAAAGAAAUUCAGUGGUUUAACUAAACCUAUUCCUGGAAUUGAUUUAUGGGUUUCAAAA
Molecule: messenger RNA, 1373 nt
Organism: Scutellospora calospora
Lineage: Eukaryota; Fungi; Glomeromycota; Glomeromycetes; Diversisporales; Gigasporaceae
Source: the annotation of a GenBank genome assembly